Messenger RNA from Pseudovirgaria hyperparasitica, 6516 nucleotides. RefSeq names its product ketoacyl-synt-domain-containing protein. The coding region runs from base 1 to 6516 and encodes 2171 amino acids. Gene Ontology annotation, molecular function: 3-oxoacyl-[acyl-carrier-protein] synthase activity; phosphopantetheine binding; fatty acid synthase activity. Lineage: Eukaryota; Fungi; Ascomycota; Dothideomycetes; Acrospermales; Acrospermaceae. The transcript has 3 exons. Gene Ontology annotation, biological process: fatty acid biosynthetic process. The record is from RefSeq and is a predicted model, not a curated record.
AUGAACAUCAUUCUUUUUGGCGAUCAAACGGCGGACCAGUACUCUUUACUACGCAGAAUAUGUUCCAAGCGCGAUAAUGCAUUACUGUCUUCCUUUUUAGAGCGGGUGGCCGUUGUUUUGAGGGAAGAGGCCCACAUAUUACCACGUUGGCAGCGUUGCCUGAUCCCAGAUUUCUUGACAGUGGGUCACCUGGUGGAAGCCUACUACGAGAAUGGGAUGAAGAUACCACAGUUAGAGAGCUGUAUGGUGACUAUAUCGCAGCUCGGUCACUAUAUUGGGUACUAUGGGGAACACCCGACAGAGCUUCCGACUGCUACAAACAGGAGGAUACUGGGUCUCUGCACCGGUCUCUUUGCUGCCGUUGCUGUGGCUUCUGCACCAGCAUUGAGUGAUCUUCUUCCUCUCGCUGUAGAGGCUGUCCGUAUCGCUUUUCGCACAGGCACGUGCGUUUCGACGGUGAAGAACGCUCUUGAGCAGAACUCGGAGACCCGCGAGAGCUGGUCGACCAUCGUUGCUGGCAUCUCGGAAAGCAAUGCGCGCAAAGCAAUCUCUGAUUUCCAUGGCCGCAACAGCGUAUCAGCGUCUAAUCAGGCUUACAUCAGUGCUGUCAGCACCAUGGCCAUGACAAUCAGUGGUCCGCCUUCGAUUCGAAAACGCUUGUUCGAGGAGUCUGAAGCUUUCAGCAAGACUAACCGUGUCAAUAUACCCGUUUACGCCCCUUAUCAUGCAUCUCAUUUGUAUAGCUCGACAGACGUUUUAAAGAUACUGGAUUGCCCAGGCCGGCAAACUCUGCAAAAGUCGCGCCCACAUUCGCUAUUCCAUUCGGCAGCAACCGGAAUCUGCCAUAGUACCUCAAAUACGAUGGAGCUUAUGGAGAUAGCACUUACUGAGGUGCUUAGAGAACCGGUACGAUGGGACCAUCUCCUCCAGGAAGUCGUUUCGGAAGCCAUUUCGACAGGGUCCCAAGAAUGUUCUCUCUUCGCUGUCGGUAUGACGAAUAUCACCAACAGCCUCGCCUCAGCCCUCAAAGCAGGAGGAAUUCCGACCGUCACUGUGGUGGAUCAUUUGAAUUGGACCAGUGCCGAACAUUCACACGGACGCACACAGAACGACAAAAUUGCUAUUGUGGGAAUGGCCGGACGGUUUCCAAAUGCUGCUUCUCACGAACAGCUGUGGGAGUUACUUGAGAAGGGAUUGGAUGUCCAUCGAGAAAUUCCAUCAGAUCGAUUUGACGCCCAGGCGCAUUAUGACCCGUCCGGUAAAGGCAAGAACAAAAGUCACACGAAAUUCGGUUGCUUUAUUGAUGAGCCUGGCCUUUUUGACCCGCGGUUUUUCAAUAUGUCUCCCCGAGAGGCGGCGCAGACCGAUCCUAUGGGUCGCCUCGCCCUCACAACAGCCUAUGAGGCUCUGGAGAUGUCGGGCUAUGUCCCAAAUCGUACCCCCUCGACCAAAGUACAUCGUAUCGGCACAUUCUACGGACAGACGUCCGAUGACUGGCGUGAAAUCAACGCGUCUGAGAAUGUCGACACUUACUUCAUUACUGGCGGCGUGCGUGCUUUUGCCCCUGGCCGCAUUAACUACUACUUCAAAUUUAGUGGUCCAUCGUACAGUGUUGAUACAGCCUGUUCAAGUAGUCUGGCCGCUAUCCAGCUCGCUUGUACAUCCCUCUGGGCCGGUGAUUGUGAUACCGCCUGUGCAGGUGGACUGAACGUUUUGACAAACCCAGAUAUUUUCUCUGGCCUUAGCAAAGGACAGUUUUUGUCGAAGACUGGAAGUUGUAAAACGUAUGAUAACGAUGCUGACGGAUAUUGUCGCGGAGAUGGCUGUGGAACGGUCAUCUUGAAGCGUUACGAGGACGCUGUUGCGGACAAAGACAAUAUCCUUGGUUGCAUUCUAGGCGCAGCCACCAACCAUUCUGCGGAGGCAGUGUCUAUUACACAUCCUCACGCUGGAGCCCAGGAGUUUCUGUACAAGAGGGUCCUUGCAAAUGCCGGUGUUGAUGCCCACGAAAUUUCUUAUGUCGAAAUGCACGGGACUGGUACGCAGGCUGGUGAUGGUAUCGAGAUGACGUCCGUCACCAACGCAUUCGCUCCGAGGCACCGACAACGUCUCCCACAUGAGACGCUCCAUCUAGGUGCCAUCAAAGCGAACAUCGGACACGGCGAAGCUGCGUCAGGCAUCAACUCACUCAUCAAAGUCAUGAUGAUGUUCCAGAAGAACGUCAUACCAGCCAACGUCGGCAUCAAGGGAGUCAUGAACAAGACCUUUCCGAAGGACCUGCUCCAGAGGAACGUUCAUAUCGAAACGAAACAGGUAGCGUUCCCUCGACAUGGUGCUGAGAAGCGGAAGAUUUUCUUGAACAACUUCAGCGCCGCAGGUGGCAACACAGCGAUAGUUCUCGAAGAUGGUCCACUUCAGAAGGCCCCCACUGUAGACGACCCAAGAUCAUCACACGUGGUUACCGUGACGGCAAGGUCGAUCGCAUCACUCAAAAGAAACAUCGAGAACUUGACGAAGUACCUGGUGGACAAUCCGACAACAACACUGCCUAGCUUGUCCUACACGACGACUGCUCGGCGAAUCCAACAUAAUUAUCGUGUCGCCUUCACUUCGUCUGCUAUCACCACAGCGCAAGACAACUUGAGAGCGCAGCUCAAAGACUCAUACAGUCCUGCCGCUAUGGCACCUACGAAGGUUGCAUUCACUUUCACUGGACAAGGUUCACAAUAUACCGCAAUGGGUCAAAAGUUAUACAAAGACCUUCCAUCGUACAGGGCCGAGAUUGACCAGCUUGACGGCCUCGCACGUCUCCAGGGCUUCCCUUCGUUCCUACCGUUAAUCGAUGGGGCUGACGUGAAAACACUCUCACCGGUUGUUGUUCAGCUCGGGAUGGCAUGCGUGCAAGUUGCCAUAGCACGUAUGUGGUCUGCCUGGGGUGUAUCUCCGGUCGUAGUGGUUGGUCACAGCUUAGGAGAGUACGCCGCUCUCCAUGUUGCAGGCGUACUUUCUGUAAGCGACAUGAUAUUCCUCGUGGGACGGCGUGCGCAACUCCUCGAGUCGGACUGCACUGCCAACACUCACGGAAUGCUUGCUGUAAAGGCGAACAUCGAUACGCUAUCCAAUACUCUUGGCUCCGACAUGAUUGAGGUUGCAUGUGUCAAUGGUCCCGAGGAGACUGUUCUUUGUGGUACGAUCGCUGUCAUCGAGUCAACCAGCAGCAUCCUGACCACGCGAGGGAUCAAGUCGACCAAGUUGAAUGUCUCAUUCGCGUUUCAUUCUUCUCAAGUUGACCCUAUCUUGGCCGCGUUCAAGCAAGCCGCAUCCUCCGUUGUCUUCAACAAGCCAUCCAUUCCGCUGCUGUCGCCACUGACGGGGAGCGUUAUCCGUGAGGCCGGUACUGUCUGUCCAGAAUAUCUCGUUCGCCACGCUCGCGAGACUGUCAAUAUGUGGGCAGCGCUAGACGAAGGCAGUAAUGUGAAGCUGGUAGAUGAGAAGACGGCCUGGUUGGAGAUCGGCGCCCACCCAGUAUGCAGUGGAAUGGUCAAGAGCUCCUUGGGUGGAUCACCAGUUGCUGCUGCCUCAUUGCGCCGGAACGAAGACCCUUGGAACACUAUUGCCAAUAGCAUUGCCACCUUAUUCUUAGCUGGCGUGCCUUUUGACUUCAACGAAUAUCACCGGGAGUUUAACGACGCACAUCAGCUCCUGACUUUACCAACUUACUCUUUUGACCAGAAAAAGUACUGGCUGGACUACCAUAACAAUUGGACCUUGACGAAGGGUGAGAGUCUGAAGAGCAUCGACCUAAAACCGGCACCCAUCGUUGAGACCAAGUCGAAACUUUCUACCACAUCAUGCCAACGCAUUGUACACGAGGAGCUUCACGCCAACACCGGAACCGUUGUUAUUCAGUCAGACUUGGCAGAGCCAAAGCUUCACAAGGCUGUCAGUGGUCACCUUGUCAACGACUCUGCGCUUUGCCCGUCAUCAUUAUACGCUGAUAUGGGAUUGACUGUGGCAGACUAUCUAUACAAGCAACUCAGACCUGGGGCUCCCGAAGUAGCGUACAAUCUCUGUAAGAUGGAAGUUCCGAAACCGUUGAUUGCCACACUCCCACCUCCACCAGAAGGCCAGCAUAUCCAGCUAGAAGCAACAGCUGAUCUUGAGCUGAGACAAGUUCAGCUGAAGUUCCGGAGUGUCACGCCACAUGGCAAAGUACUCGUCGAACACGCACAUGCAACAGUGCGUUACGAGGACCCCGAGAAUUGGCGAGACGAGUGGCGGAGGACUCAAUACAUGGUUCAGACCCAGAUCGACAUUCUCCAUCAAAAGCUUCAAUCUGGUGGCGCCUCCAAGAUCUUGCGGGGUAUGGCAUAUAAGCUAUUUAAGGCUCUUGUUGACUACCAACCAGCCUAUCAGGGGAUGGAGGAAGUCAUUCUCGAUGGAAAAGAGACGGAAGCCACUGCUUCUAUCCGAUUCCAAACUACGCCUGAUGAUGGAACCUUUUACUGCUCACCGUACUGGAUCGACUCCCUGGCUCAUAUCUCCGGCUUCAUUGUUAAUGCGUCUGAUGUAGUGAAUUCUGCAGACAGCGUAUACAUUUCCCACGGUUGGAAGGAGGUUAAGAUCUCUAAACCUCUUUCGGCGGACAAGCAAUACCGCUCCUAUGUUCGCAUGCAGCCCGCUCCGGGUAACGUUAGAGUCGGAGACGUCUACAUACUAGAAGGUAAAGAUAUCAUUGGCAUGGUCACCGGACUUAAAUUCCAGGAGAUACCGCGACGUGUGCUGAACAUCAUGAUGCCGCCUGCGAAAAAGGCUAUUGGACGGCCAACGCCUGCUCCCAUCGAAGCCCCUGUCUCUGCAGUGACGAUUCCAAAAAUCACUACCAAGCAAAUCAUCAAACAAAGACCAAACCAGGAGAAGAGGCAGCAAGCAAAGAAUGUCAAAGCGGUUGUUGCUAAGCAAGCCGGAUCAAUAAUCAGUAGCCGGGUCAUGAGUAUCAUCUCAGAAGAGACCGACGUGGACAUGUCCGAACUCGUAGAUGAUGCCGCUUUUGAGAACCUUGGUGUCGACUCUCUCAUGUCUCUGACUAUUUCUGCCAAGUUUAGAGAGGAUCUCAACAUGGACAUUAGUUCCACACUCUUCACUGAUUAUCCCACAGUCGGAGCCAUGAAACAAUUCUUCGCACAAUUCGAUGGUGGUGUACCGCUACCAGAGCAGUCUGACUCCGAAGAUGAUGAUAGUGUACCUUCCGACAAUCUAGAGACCCCCUGUGAUGACGGGCUGUCGGAAACGCCGCCAAGCUCAGUCCCGAGCUCGGUCGCCAGCGAUGCCGGGAAAGAUAUUCAAGGGAAGGGUGAAGCUAUCCACCUUGAAGUCAAUGUGAAUCCUGCAGGUCUACCAAGUCUUGCCCGCAAGAUCGUCGCAGAAGAGAUGGGCGUGUCAGUGUCCGAAAUCUCUGACAAGGCCGAUCUUUCAGAGAUGGGUAUGGACUCUCUCAUGAGCUUGACAAUCCUGAGCUCCCUUCGCGAGCAUACUGGGCAAGAGAUACCUUCAGAGUUUCUUGUGGCAAAUACAACCAUAGAGGACAUAGAGAAUGCUCUGGGUUUGAGACCGAAGGCUAUCGCUGAAGUUCGCCUCACUUCUACCAAACCCCACGUCAAGCCAAAGAGGCCGUCCCUCGCCGUCGUUAACAAGAAGCUUCAAGUCCGUAAUAUCGCGAUGUAUCCCCCUGCGACAUCUGUGCUUCUACAAGGAAAUGCUAAGAUAGCAACGAAAAAGCUCUUCCUGCUUCCUGACGGCUCCGGUUCCGCCACUUCAUAUGUCUCAAUACCCAAGAUCUCUCCCGAUGUCGCUGUUUAUGGUCUGAAUUGUCCUUUCAUGAAGACCCCAACAGACUUUACCUGCGGUAUAGAGACAGUGGCGGCUAUCUAUGUUGCUGAAAUGAGACGUCGUCAACCCAGUGGCCCUUACAUCAUUGGCGGAUGGUCUGCUGGCGGUGUCAUCGCAUAUGAAGUCGGCAUGCAGCUCAUAAACCAAGGCCAGGUCGUCGACCGUCUGGUAUUGAUAGAUUCCCCAUGUCCUGUCAGACUUGAUCCAUUACCAGCCCGUCUGCACGUCUUCUUCGACUCAAUUGGUCUUCUAGGUACUGGAAAGCCUGGUGGUACUCCUGGCUGGCUGCUACCGCACUUUUCUGCGUCCAUUCAGGCGUUGAAGGAAUACGAGCCUGCUCCUAUGGAUCCAAAGAAGGCGCCAAAGGUCUGCGCUAUCUGGUGCACUGAUGGUGUCUGUAAGCCCGGCGACCCAAGACCUCCUCCUGGCGAAGGAGAGGAUCCAGCGCCUAUGACGUGGCUUCUGAAUGACCGCACAGAUUUUGGUCACAAUGGCUGGGCACAACUUAUGCCAGAGGAGAACUUUGAGUGCGCGGUGAUGGGAGGGAACCAUUUCACGAUGAUGAAAGAUGAUCACGCUAAGACGCUUGGUCGUUUGAUUCAGAAAGGUUUGGGGAUCCAAGUAUGA